This is a messenger RNA of Chiloscyllium plagiosum (whitespotted bambooshark), 1488 nucleotides long. It is a transcript of the gene htr2b, whose product is annotated as 5-hydroxytryptamine (serotonin) receptor 2B, G protein-coupled. The record is from RefSeq and is a predicted model, not a curated record. NCBI's taxonomy places the organism in Eukaryota, Metazoa, Chordata, Chondrichthyes, Orectolobiformes, Hemiscylliidae. Gene Ontology annotation, biological process: serotonin receptor signaling pathway; release of sequestered calcium ion into cytosol; G protein-coupled receptor signaling pathway, coupled to cyclic nucleotide second messenger. Gene Ontology annotation, molecular function: G protein-coupled serotonin receptor activity; neurotransmitter receptor activity. Gene Ontology annotation, cellular component: plasma membrane; dendrite.
AUGCCUGGUUCAGACAGCAAUGGCACAUCGAACACUGUGGAUUCUGUGACCAUGUUUACAAUCAGCAGGAUGCAGACAACUCCAAUGCAGUCCUUCAACAAUUCUGGAAGAAAUGGAACCUUCUAUCUGACAAUUACAGAGGAAUCAAGGCUCACCGGUUUUCUUAUUGGUUCUAAUUUUCUGGAAGGUGAUCAGUCGAAGGAUGGACUUCGCUGGGCAGCACUAUUGAUUUUACUAGUGAUCAUACCCACAAUUGGAGGCAAUAUACUUGUUAUUUUAGCAGUUUCGCUUGAGAAGAAACUCCAAAAUGCCACCAACUACUUUCUCAUGUCACUUGCAGUAGCAGACAUGUUAGUUGGACUCCUGGUGAUGCCCAUCGCUCUCCUAAACACACUGUUCAAUUCUGAGUGGCCUUUACCCUCUGCAAUAUGUCCUAUCUGGAUCUUCCUGGAUGUUCUUUUAUCCACAGCGUCAAUUAUGCAUUUGUGUGCCAUCUCACUCGACCGUUAUAUUGCUAUUAAAAAGCCUAUUCAGCACAGUCGCUUCAAUUCCAGGGCAAAGGUUCUCAUUAAAAUCACAGUAGUAUGGUUCAUCUCAAUUGGUAUUGCUGUUCCUAUUCCCAUCAAAAGCUUCCAGGAAGAAACAAACACCCUAGUGAACAAAACCUGCGCACUCAAAAUUGACACAUUUAAAAAUUUUAUGAUCUUUGGAUCAAUGGCUGCAUUUUUCAUUCCCCUUGCCAUCAUGAUUGUUAUCAACGUUUUGACGAUUCACGUGUUGAGAAAGAAGGCACAUUUGAUCAAAGCCAAAACAUCCCAUCAUUUUAACUGGACUACUGUCUCAACCAUUUUUCAGCAAGAUCUCACACCCACCAAGUUUCCUGAAAAGGUGGCAAUGCUCAAUGGUUCACAGAAGGACAAGACAUUUCCCUGCACACUCGAGAACAUACCCAUCAGAAGGCUCUCCACCUUGGGGAAAAAGUCCAUGCAGUGUAUCAGCAAUGAGCAGCGAGCAUCUAAAGUUUUAGGAAUUGUAUUCUUCUUAUUUCUAGUGAUGUGGUGCCCAUUUUUUGUAACUAAUGUCACUUGUGCCCUCUGCAAGAGCUGUGAUCAGGAACUUCUUGGAACACUGAUCGACAUUUUUGUCUGGGUGGGUUAUGUCUCCUCGGGAGUCAACCCAUUCGUCUACACUCUUUUCAACAAGAUAUUUCGUGAGGCAUUUAGCUGCUACAUUACAUGCAAAUAUGUAAGAAAAAAGGAUAUUAAAAUACUCAGAAAAUAUUCCAGCCGGAUAUCAUUUCGAACAUCAAUCAAUGAAAACUCCAAAUUAUUCAUGAGACACAACACAAAAAAUGGACAUAACCCAAUGUAUACUAGUCCUCUGCGACUACGAUCCGCCCCUGUUCAAACAACAUCAGUAAUGCUGGACACAUUAUUACUUGCUGAAAAUGAGAUGGACAAAGCAGAAGAAGCAAUUAGCUACGUGUAA